Messenger RNA from Marasmius oreades (fairy-ring Marasmius), 3880 nucleotides. RefSeq lists its product as uncharacterized. Gene Ontology annotation, molecular function: RNA binding; RNA helicase activity; ATP binding. Lineage: Eukaryota; Fungi; Basidiomycota; Agaricomycetes; Agaricales; Marasmiaceae. Gene Ontology annotation, cellular component: Ski complex. The transcript is spliced from 20 exons. The record is from RefSeq and is a predicted model, not a curated record. Bases 398 to 3880 code for a protein of 1160 amino acids. Gene Ontology annotation, biological process: nuclear-transcribed mRNA catabolic process, 3'-5' exonucleolytic nonsense-mediated decay.
CAAUGGACAGCGAGGAGCAGAUAGGACUCAUCAACCAAAUCCUGUAUCCACGCCCAGAAAACGCGUCGGCGCUCCUGGAGCGGCUCGGGAUUGCAAACCUACCUUCAAGAGACGCAGUUCUUCGAGAGAUUGAAAACAAAUUUUUACUACCUCAGGACGAACUUCCUUCACAUUGGUUGCCAAAAUAUCAGGUGUAGGAUAAAUCGAUUGAGGUUUCCUGUGAUGAUAGACCGAUUAUUGACUCUAUAUUUCCUUAUUUUGUAGUCACUGGGAAAGAGAUGUCGACGUACCAUCACUCUUACCCACAGCCCCGUCCGCACCUCCAACCACUUUGUCUUUUAUUCGCGCUGGACUUGAAGGACGCGUCGUGGGAUACAGCGAGGCCCCUACGCCAUCGAUGUCGUCUGGCCGGACCUCAACGUCUAUGGAACGUGCACCAGGUCCGAGUACCAACUUCGUUCGAGGAAAGUCAGGCUACGUUCCUUUCUGGCCCGGCGGAUUGGACGACAUAGUUUCCGAUCCGGCCAUUGCUCUAAACUCUGCCAUUGGUGGAAAGAACGGAUUACGCACCAUCCCUCCAGGGUUCUCCCGAGGACUCCGCUUGCCUGGCGACGACGUCGAGGAUGAUGUACUUAUCCACGAGCUCGAUGAGAUGCGAGGAUCCGGAGAAAAUGCGCCACUCGACCAAACGCAAGACCGCGGCCGACACAUUGUUCUCGAUGAUGAGCCGGUAUUCUUACCAGCAGGCAAUGAGACAGAAAUAGACGAUCUACUACCAACGACGAGGUCGCAUCUUAUCACCGUCAAGUCAGGCAAACGGGGCUCAUCGAAGAACCAGAAACGCGAUUGGGCACAUGUUAUCGAUGUGAAAACUCCUUUGACGAAUUUCCAUGAGCUAGUGCCCAACAUGGCCCGCAAGUACCCCUUUGAGCUAGACACCUUCCAGAAGCAUGCUGUCUAUCACCUUGAGAAAGGUGAUUCAGUCUUCGUGGCUGCCCACACAUCUGCUGGUAAAACUGUCGUGGCUGAGUAUGCAAUCGCACUCGCCGAGAAGCACAUGACACGCGCGAUAUACACGUCCCCGAUCAAGGCUCUCUCCAAUCAAAAGUUUCGUGAUUUCAAACAGACGUUCUCAUCCACAUCUGUUGGUAUCUUGACGGGAGAUGUCCAAAUAAAUCCUGAGGCUAGCUGUCUCAUCAUGACCACGGAAAUUCUACGAAGUAUGUUAUACAAAGGUGCCGAUUUGAUUCGGGACGUGGAGUUCGUGAUUUUUGAUGAGGUCCACUAUGUAAAUGACGCCGAGAGAGGUGUUGUUUGGGAGGAGGUUAUUAUUAUGCUUCCUGAUCAUGUCAACAUCAUUCUUUUAUCAGCCACAGUUCCCAAUUCCAAAGAGUUUGCUGAAUGGGUUGGGCGAACCAAGAAAAAAAAUAUACACGUUAUUUCGACUGCCCAACGCCCCGUCCCUCUCGAGCAUUACCUUUAUGCAGGGCGAGACUUAUUCAAAAUUGUUGAUGCCAAUAGAAAAUUUCUCAGUCAAGGAUAUAAGGACGCUGUUGAAUCCUUACGGCGGAAACAGGACAAAGAAAGGGAAGCAGCAGGUAUACCCCCCGUUCAACGUGUUGGCGCAAGAGGUGCGGCACCGCGUGGUGGUCGAGCAGGCGUUCCUGCACGGGGUGGACGAGGUGGUAGUGCGGGGUCGUCAUCCAGAACGAUGCAUACCGGUGCUGACAAGAAUCUGUAUGUUCAUCUGGUUGCGCUGUUAAAGAAGAAGAAUUUAUUACCCGUGGUGGUGUUCACGCUGUCGAAGAAACGUUGCGAGGAAAAUGCUUCUACUUUGACAAAUCAGGAUCUAUGUACUGCAGUUGAGAAGAGCGAAGUGCACGUUGCCAUCGAGAAAGCAUUGUCUCGUCUCAAAGGUUCCGAUAGGAAACUCCCCCAAAUUGCUCGUAUGCGAGAUCUGUUGAGUCGGGGUAUUGGUGUACAUCAUGGUGGUCUGUUACCCAUUGUUAAAGAGCUCGUGGAGAUUCUAUUUGCUCGAGGACUCGUAAAAAUACUAUUCGCUACUGAGACCUUCGCGAUGGGGGUCAAUAUGCCAGCGAAAUGCGUGGUAUUUUCUGGGAUACGAAAACACGAUGGGCGUAGUUUUCGAGAUAUCCUACCAGGGGAAUAUACCCAAAUGGCUGGUCGCGCCGGUCGCCGUGGUUUGGAUCCGACAGGAACUGUGAUCAUUGUUACGACCGAUUCUCUUCCUGAACAAGGGACACUAAACACCAUGAUACUGGGAACCCCGGGAAAGUUGUCCUCGCAAUUCAGGCUAACGUACAACAUGAUUCUCAACCUUCUUCGAGUAGAGGCUCUUAAAGUUGAGGAGAUGAUCAAGCGAAGCUUCUCGGAGAACGCCUCGCAGCAACUCUUACCUGAACAACAAAGAAAGAUUAUUCAGGGCGAGAAAGACCUGUUGGCGAUGAAGAAAUUGGAGUGCGACGUCUGCAACCCCGACAUUGAGCAAUUCUACGAUUUAAACGCAGAGAUAGCAGAACUCAACUCGAAGCUUUUGGAAAUGUCUUCAACCCAUCCUCACGGUGUCAAAUCCUAUCAGAGUGGCAGAGUUGUCAUCUUACGAGAUGAGCAUUUUGAUACCAAUGCAUUGGCGGUAUUGCUGAAACCUGGACUUCCCGAGACCGGCACGUCGAAGAAAGUCAAGACGUACUUAGUACUGGGUGUCGUUGACGAAGGCAAGAAGUUUAGCCGUAAUAAGGACAAGGAUCCCCGAGCCAUUCCGCCUCGUUGGCCUCCAGAACUCAGGUUGCUCAAUGUUGAGAAACCCACCUACGAGCUACGAACCGUCCCGCUUUCUAGUAUCGCAAUGGUCACCGAUCAGGUAAUUCAGGUGGAUAUGAACGCAGUUGUGGAAAGGCGCCGUAUCUCCUCGUUGAAUCAAACCGUGUCGCGCUUGCUAGAUGUACUUUCUGAUUGGAAAAGUAUUGGCUUCAUACCGGAAGUCGCAUGGGGGAAAAUGCGCAUGCUAGAGUUCCAAGAAACUCUGAUCGGCAGAGAUUCUCUAGUGGGUCGACUGGAAGGGAAGGUUUGUGUUUUGUGUGAACAUUUCAACGAACAUUAUGCUGCCACUCAUGCGGAGAAAGUUCUCCGUGAAAAUAUUGCAAACCUAAAGUUGGUUAUUUCGGAUCAGAACCUGGAGCUUAUACCAGAUUACGAACAACGUAUUGAGGUCCUUAAAGAGCUCAAAUUCAUUGACGAAAAUUCUACGGUUCUUUUGAAAGGUCGUGUAGCUUGCGAGAUUAAUUCAGCCAACGAGUUGAUAUUGACUGAGUUAAUUUUGGAAAAUGCCCUCGCUAUUUAUGAGCCGGAAGAGGUUGUUGCCCUCUUGUCGUGUUUUGUCUUCCAGGAGAAGACGGAUGUUGAACCAGUCAUCCCUCCCAAGCUAGAACAAGGCCGAGACGCCAUCAAUGCCAUCAGCCAGAAGGUUGGUCGUCUUCAAGACAAGAAUAAAGUAGCGGCGGAGGAGUCACGAUCGAAGCUGAAUUUUGGACUUGCUGAAGUGGUUUACGAAUGGGCAAAGGGAAUGCCGUUUGAACAAAUCACUGCACUGACCGACGUUCCAGAGGGUACCAUUGUCAGAGUCAUAACACGUCUGGAUGAAACCUGUCGCGAAGUCAGAGAUGCAGCCCGGGUGAUAGGUGACGCAGAGCUGUUUAAGAAGAUGGAAGAAUCGCAGAUCAAAAUCAAGAGAGAUAGUGAGCGAUUUCGUUUUUUCCCCUUCGGCUCCGUAACGUUCACUCACCUUACCAGUCGUCUUUGCUGCAAGUCUGUAUUUUUGACUCAAAAUGUAUUCUGUAUUCCAUUUCCAUUCAAGGAGUAG